Messenger RNA from Lolium perenne, 1140 nucleotides. RefSeq lists its product as uncharacterized. The record is from RefSeq and is a predicted model, not a curated record. Gene Ontology annotation, biological process: meristem development; meristem maintenance. NCBI's taxonomy places the organism in Eukaryota, Viridiplantae, Streptophyta, Magnoliopsida, Poales, Poaceae.
AUGGCCAGUGACAUCUCACCGGCCUACAGCGCCAGCUUGUGUAUAUACAAACCUGACGACGACCUGCAGGUGACCAGGGCGCAAAUCGUCCGAGACUCGUGCAAGUUCACAAGCCUGAUUGAUCAGGACGCGGACGCUCAACAGACAAAAGUUAGGCAAAGGAUGACGUCGCUCCUAGAUGAUUACUAUGACAGGCAACACCGGGCCUAUCAUAUCGAGGAUCUAGGGAAGGUUCUUGAGCCCUUGAAGAUUCGUUACCACGGUAGAAUGCGUGACAUGUCGUAUGACGAGCGGUACACGGAGCACAUCGAGCCUACCGAUUUUCUCCCGUUCAUCUCGCUUGUAAGCCGGGGGCCGCCGGACAUGAACGUUGCGGCAAUCACCGCGGUUGUCGACCGGUGGAGGAAUAUCUUUGCUGACAGUGGUGGGAAGUUGGCACAUUGGUGUUGGCUCAAGGCGCUGACAGUGUUGGGGCACAAGUGGAGUUGGGGAACAACGACACUUGCGUACCUAUACCGUCAGUUGGACGAUGCUUUCCGCGGGACUGGUACUAUGGGUAUAGGUGGAUAUGCGCUGACAGUGUUGAAGCACAACUGGAGUUGGGGAACAGCAUCACUUGCAUACCUGUACCGUCAGCUGUCAUGUACGUACAAGCAGUACACUGAGGAGUUGGACACUCUUACCGCUGAGCAGGUGGAUUGGGAGCCAUAUGGUAGUAGGUACCAUUUUGGCACGGCGAUGAGAGACCUCAACCCCAAGUGUUUGGAAGAGCGGUACGAGAUCAAAAAGCAUGCUGAGGAGUGCGAGAUUGUUUGGGAUAACAGCCUUAAAGAUGAAAAUGCUAGCUCACCGCUGCGGAAUUUCGUGAAGAUAUGGUCACCAACUUUUGCAAAGCUGUGGCACAUAGGCAACUUGCUAGGUUGCCGCGACGGCGAAAUUGCUACACCAUCGCCCUCGCCUCCUGAAGACGAACCUCAUGAUUUGGAGAUUCCUGACGACACUGUUCUGAGUCAAGCCAAGGAGCAAGCACAUGCCGCACGGUCUGCGUACAUGUUGAAGCCUAGGGGGAAGGGACCAAACCAUUACACACCGGAAGACUACGUGAACCGAGGAAAGAAGGUUGUGCUUGACUCCGACUAG